AGAAAAAAUUGCUGCAUAUCCUUUUUUCUCUAACAACCUAUAACUAAAUGGCCAUUGCGUUUAUUUGGAAAUGACAUAUUAAUUAUUUAAAAAAUAUAUCUUUCACAGUUGACAGCUGGUUUGCCGUCAGUCAUCUGCUCUUAUCCCAAUUUCUUGGGUGGUUGCAGAGUGUUCAAGUUCUUUGCUGGUUAACUUUAUAAUAUUUUAGACAUCUGUUAUUUGUAUUAUCACUUGUGUUUCUACCUGCGUACUUUGGUUUUGAUUUAAGAAGUUUAUUUUGUAAUAAAAACCAUGUCUUUACUGUACGUGAAAGCGUACUAUGGAGGACCGUGUGAUACUUUUGACUGUUGCAUGCAUAAACCACAUUUAUUAUUUGGUUUGAGAGAUCGCCUCCAAAAAUUGGGUUUUCGAAUGGAUCUCAUACCAGUACCAUUCAUAAACUAUUGCAUGCUUGAAAUGUGUGGACAUGAGGUAUUCCGUUGUAAUAUAAAGAACUUAAAAUUCAACGUGAGUUCUACUCGGGACCCCACUUGCAGGCGAGCUAUUGAGGCAGUCAUUGGGUCCGCAGUAAAGUUCAGGAUAGCUCGUACCAUUCUCUGGUUCUGGACGGCUUUAGACCACCAGAUGUUCAGACGAAGCAAGUACGCUCCCAAAGACUACUGGCCUAAGGAUAUAGAUUUCGGACAUUCAACGUGCACGGAGUGCGUCAACUGCUGUGGCGACGUUGUAAAGAAACCUCCUAAUGGAGAUACCUAAUGUUGAAGAUUAUUAGAAUACUCAAUCAUUUUCGAUGGAGAACUUUUGAUUCCACAUUUUUAAGUAUUCUCCAUGGAUCAUCAUGUAAAGUCUGAAUCUUUUUCACUAGAAGAAAAUAUUAUAUAAUCGAAGAUUGCUAAUUCGAUUGUUGUAGUAAACUCAACAUGGAGUGAACUCUGUAGUUGUAGUAGUAGAAUUGACUUGUUUAUUGAGCUUGUUUCUAUAAAGUGCUAGGUACUUACUUUUAAUAAUGAUUAAUUACAUAUUACGAUAUUUACUGUCUUUGUUAUAGAGAACAUUCUUAUAAGGUUUAUUAUGAAAGUA
Helicoverpa armigera (cotton bollworm) is the source of this 1080-nucleotide messenger RNA. RefSeq lists its product as uncharacterized. The transcript has 3 exons. The coding region runs from base 292 to 756 and encodes 154 amino acids. NCBI's taxonomy places the organism in Eukaryota, Metazoa, Arthropoda, Insecta, Lepidoptera, Noctuidae. The record is from RefSeq and is a predicted model, not a curated record.